Raphanus sativus (radish) is the source of this 468-nucleotide messenger RNA. Its product is annotated as disease resistance protein RBA1-like. Lineage: Eukaryota; Viridiplantae; Streptophyta; Magnoliopsida; Brassicales; Brassicaceae. The record is from RefSeq and is a predicted model, not a curated record. The transcript has a single exon. Gene Ontology annotation, biological process: signal transduction. The coding region runs from base 1 to 468 and encodes 155 amino acids.
AUGACGACGAGGGUGAUGCAGCAUCAAGUGUUCAUAAAUUUCCGAGGCGAGGAAAUUCGAUAUGGCUUUCUCAGCCACCUCGUUGCCGCGUUUGUACUACAAGGAAUAUAUUUUUUCAUCGACAAGGACGAACAAAAGGGGAAAGACCUUACACAUCUCUUCAAAAGGAUCGAGGAGUCACAGAUCGCCCUAGCAAUCUUCUCUGGGAAAUAUGCACAAUCUAAAUGGUGCUUGAACGAACUGGCAAAGAUGAAGGAACUCGCAGAGAAAAACAACUUGAAAGUGAUUCCGAUAUUCUACAAGGUGAAGGCCAAUGAUGUAAGAAAUCAAACGGGAGAAUUUGGUCGCUACUUUUGGAACUUGGCAAGAGCUUCAAGUGGUGAGGAGAUCAAGAAGUGGAAAGAAGCUUUGGAGUUUGUUUCCCAUAAAAUGGGCUUGACGUUAUGUGACAACAGGUAUCCCAUGUGA